Cladocopium goreaui is the source of this 912-nucleotide messenger RNA. The record is from the annotation of a GenBank genome assembly. Lineage: Eukaryota; Dinophyceae; Suessiales; Symbiodiniaceae.
AUGUCUCAGCGCAGGUCCCUGGCCCUGGGCGCCCUUGCCGGCCUUGGUGCCUUUGGUGCCACCAGCUUCGUCCAGUCAGCCGUCCCAGAGGUGCCCCGCCUGCCGCGCGCAGCUGGCGCCACCGGCCCCAGCUCCAGCAGCUUCGGUGCUGCCCUGGGCGCGUUGGGUUUGGCCUCGGCAGUGGCGCUCCCCGCGCGUCCGCGCCGCCUGGUUUACCGGGCAGCGGAGCCCAGCCAACCGGCACCAGGGCGGGAGCCGGAGAUUGAUCCCAGGCGGUCGGAUCCACCAGGGACUGUGCCACCGGUGCGAAUGCCCAUGGUGGACACUGGCAGUGGGGAGAAGAUUGAUGUCAUGUCCAAGCUGCUGCAGGAUCGAAUCAUCAUCUUGGGCGGUGAGGUGAAAGAUGAGAUGGCGCAGGUGUUGGUCGCACAGAUGUUGUACUUGGCCAACACGGACCCCAACCAGGACAUUACCAUGUACAUCAACUCGCCUGGUGGAUCUGUUUCUGCCGGUAUGGCCAUCUACGACACCAUGCAGUUCAUCCCUUGCGACGUGAGCACCGUGUGCUUCGGCAUGGCCGCCUCAAUGGGAUCUUUCCUCCUAGCGGCGGGCACCAAGGGCAAGCGCAAGAGUUUGCCAAACUCCAGGAUCAUGAUCCAUCAGCCUUUGGGAGGAGCACAAGGACAGGCAUUGGACGUGAGGAUCCAGGCAAGAGAGAUCCUUCACAUGCGUGAGAUCCUCAACAUGCACCUGGCAGAUGCCACCGGGCAGCCGAUCGAGCAGAUUGCCAAGGACUGUGACCGUGACAACUUCAUGACCCCGGAAGAAGCCAAGGCGUACGGCCUCAUUGAUGAUAUCACACCAACCAAGGCCUGGCCGCGGAUUCAGAAGCCCAAGCGUCCUGAGCUGUGA